Bicyclus anynana (squinting bush brown) is the source of this 2781-nucleotide messenger RNA. RefSeq lists its product as uncharacterized. The transcript is spliced from 5 exons. The record is from RefSeq and is a predicted model, not a curated record. The coding region runs from base 373 to 1983 and encodes 536 amino acids. Lineage: Eukaryota; Metazoa; Arthropoda; Insecta; Lepidoptera; Nymphalidae.
UGCGUCCUCCAUUGGCUCGAGUGUCGACUCGCCUCAGCCUCACUCGACUCGACUCCGCCGAGCGCGUUGUACGUCUCGCGAACGCUCUCCAGCGAAACUUCACUCGCAACUACGAGUACGUACGUUCGACAAAACGUAAAAGUGGUGUAUUUGAUAAGUUCUCAGUUCGCCAAAUACUUUCUUUUUUUUUUAUUUUGCGCUUGGACAGUUCUGAUAUUUUGUGUUGUUUACUUUUGUUUUUGUGACUUUAACACAUUGGAGGUGUACGGUUCAUUUUCAAUACGGCCGUCUGUUUACGGACCGCAGGCGAGCCGACCACGUGAUAAUGUAAGCCGCGCAAGACGACACGCGUCUACCCUCAAGGUGUUUGCGAUGUGGUACCCGUGGAUCGCGGUGCUGGUGUAUUGUGCACUGGCGGAGGCUGGGGUGGCAAACGCGCCGGCGACGGACGCGCCGGUGGCAAACGCCCCCGUGACGAACGCGCCGGUGGCUAACGCGCCGGUGGCGACCACCCGUGCUCCGCAGCGCACACUCGACCGCCAGUUGGGCGAGCUGGCCUGGCCCUCCUGGAUACAGAACCCCGAGAACAGCAACCAGAACGCGCCGCCGAGACGUAUCACGACCAAGUCUCUCUUCAUCACGCCACUGGUCUGCCCUAAAGGUCAUAGGCUCGAUGGAACUGCUUGUGUCCAGGUGCUUACAGUGAACAAGGAUGACCACGAGCGGAUCUUACUGCAAGAGCUUAACGCUCUGUUUACCUCCGCCCCGAACAAUGGCGACGUGAUAUAUGACUACGGAGACGAAGAUCCCGGGCCUUUACAACUAUCCAUACCUAUAGGAAUAGAUCCGCUACAGGAAUCAUCUCCACAGGCACAAGACCCACAGCUGAGCUACGUAAAGGUUGACAAAAAAGGAGAAAAUAAUGACGCCGGUGUAGAAGCUGAACUAGAGUUGCUGAAGCUGCAACAAGCACAGUAUGCGAAACUAAACAGUACGCAAAACGGAAGCAAUAUUCUGUCUCACAACGUAUUGCACAACUUACUGACCUAUUCAGAUAAACCCAAGCGAGAUAGCCCGAUGACUAACUCUACCGAGAUUGAAUCAUUAAACAACACUGACGAGGGACAAAAGGAACUAGUUUUUGGACACGUAAAUGUUGACCCUGUUUUGUACGACACAGAUAAUCAAAAUAACCAAGGUGACAUAGGCCAAUAUGAAACUGAAAUAGCAAAUGAACAACACACAGAGGAACAAAACGAUUCACCUGCAGUAAAUAAUAAUAACGAACCUUUGAAUAAUACAGGUGAUUUAUCAGUGCCAAUCUUGAAAAAAGAUGCAGAAGCAGCAAAACUCAAUCCUGAAAAUGACUAUUCUGACAUAGGAGAGGCUAUUAAACUGAUAAGCAGGUACGCUGAGGUUUCGACAGAUGACAAUUUCAAAGACGAUAAAACUAUUACAUCGAAUGAUGACAGUAUAUUAGGUACACGCACAAAACUGCAACACCGUCGAAAUAAACCAAAGCUCUCCAACAAUUUGAAAAAGCCUGAAACUCCUACUUCAGAUAUAGCCACAAGCAACGAUGACGUUCCUAACGAGAAAAUCCAACCGCAAAAUGUUGUUUACUAUAGAUAUCCCUGGCCGAGCGAGUCUUCUGGGUCACAACCGUCAAACUAUCCAUUCCGACAUUUACAAGAUUACUGGCCCGGGCGAAGUCAGGUCGGAGGCGUCUACAACACAGUGCAUGGAAACCCCCGUCGUCACCAUCAUUCGUACCCUCACUAUUUCCGGCCUCGUAGCUACCAAUAUGUGGGAGCUGACGCACAUUCUGGCUUGCAUGAGGCUUAUUCCGGACUUCGGCGGUACCCAAACAAAAUUGUCGGAUAUAAUGCUAGUCCCAUAAGAUCACAUGCUAACAACCAAGACUUGUACAGCCUGCUCGGCCUGAGGCACUGGUUCAGUAGUGAGGGAGCUGCAAAAAGAUAGUUUGCUAACCUCGCGCUUAGACAAUUCGAUGUUACCCGACGACAUAUAAUGGAAGCUAUGGGAAGUCCUAAACGCAUUUUAACUUUUAACUAAUAAAAUUUCGCUAACUUGGUUAUCGUAAGUUAAACUUAAGCAACUGCCUACUCGUUUCUGCCAUAGCUUUCACUAUAUUUAGCCUAUUUAUUUUAAAGCCAAAUACUACAGUCAUAGUUGUGUAAAAUUUUUGUUAGCUAUUUUAAGUUCUUGUAAAUAUUCCUGCACUAAAUACCUAAGCGUUUUUACUAUUGAAAAUUUAACGUUUCUCCAUCUAGUAUUAUCGUUGUUUUGUAUUAUGUAAAUUGUUGUAUUACUAAUUUAUGUUUAUUUGAUGUAUAUUUUUUUUUGUUUUUGUGACUCUUGAGUUAUUCGUAUGUAAUGCAAACGGUUUCUUAAGAUACGGUACAAAUAUCAAUUGGCACUGGCUUGCCUUUUUAUCGAUGUGAAUCUUUGUUACGAUUAAGUACUUAUGUAGAUAAAUAGUUCAACUUACCUAAGUUGUAAUAGCUGUAGACUGUAAAAACUUUAAUUAUUUAUCGUGAAAAAUUAAUUUAACUUAACCCACCUACAAACUUCGUUUCGGAAGCGCGCGUGACAAAAAAGAGAAAGUAGUCAACAGCACAUUCACUCUUAUCAUAAAAUAAUAAGAUUUUUAAACGCAAUUGUUUAUGAUUGUAAAAUGAUUUUAAUGGCAACCCGUCCAACGUAUAUUUUCAGGUCACGGGGUAGAUAACUAUUAUUUAGAUUUGUUUAAAAAUUAAA